Molecule: messenger RNA, 616 nt
Organism: Paramecium primaurelia
Lineage: Eukaryota; Ciliophora; Oligohymenophorea; Peniculida; Parameciidae
Source: the annotation of a GenBank genome assembly
AAUGGAUUUUGUUGAUCCUAAUAAAAAGGCUAUAGAGAGAUUAUAUAGAGAGAAUUGUACAAUUAUAAAAGGUGGUUUGACUAAAGAUCUAAAUAAAUUAGGUAGAGAUUUGAAAGAUAUUAUUAUUGUUGAUGUAAGUAUAUAUUAAUUAUAAUUAAGAAUUCAAUCUUAUCAUUUACACUUAAUCCAGAAAAUGGUUUUAAAGUUAAGGAUUUCUUUUAUGAUAUAUAAGAUAAAGAACUUGAAUAAAUACUUCCAUUUUUGAUUUGGAUCUCAUAAGUAAUUUUUAUAAAAAUUAAAUAAGCUUCCUGAUGUGAGACCAGUGGCUUUAUAAUAUCAGUAAUUUAUUAAUUCAUCUCCUGAAUAAUUAAAUCAAAGAAGAAAUGGUAGUAUUGUACCACUUGAAUAACAUAAAUUUUAAAGUGUCUCAAGAUCUUACACUAUUUAAAGAGAAAUAAUUAAGUAAGCCUCCAUAAUAAAAACUUUAACAUUAUCUAAAAAUGAUGAUGAUGAAUUUGAUGAAAUUGUCAUUAAAAAAUAAAUAAAAUCAGUAGUACUUUCAAAAUAAGAUCAAACUAAUGAUAGUGAAAAGGAGACAUUUGAAAUUGGAAAUUGA